AUGGACGGCGCUCUGCAGAGCCUCAAGGGCUCAAUCGAGCGCAUCAUCCUAGACCCCAAAUACCACGACCUCCUCGCUAUCGUCAAGGCCGCCCGCAAUGGCGCCGUCUACGGCUGCAAAGUGCGGUUUCCGCAUGCCCUUGUCUUUCGAGAAAAGAUAUGGCUCGUCUUUAGGGCCACGAGGACGCACGCCCGAAACCUGGCCAAGUUUGCGACGGUAUACAAGCUCGGGUGCAUGCUGCUGAAGCGCUUCGGCGCAACGCCCGGCAAGGAGGGUAAGCGCCCCAAAACAGGACCCUACGACUCCUUCAUCGCCGGCCUCGUGGGCGGCUACCUCGUCUUCGGCGGACGCUCCAAGCGCACGGGCAAGAUCAGCUCCGUCAGCCAGCAGAUCUGCAUCUACGUCUUUGCGCGCGUCGUGCUGGCCCUCGCGCGCAUGGCCGUCGAGCCCGGAAGGGGCCUGCCCGUCGUCUCUCGCCCGGACCUCUCGGCCAAGAUCACCUACCACGCCUGGCCGGUCUUCGCGGCCGCCAGCUGGGGCAUGGUCAUGUGGCUGUUCCGGUGGCACGCGGCCGAGCUGCAGCCCAGCCUGCGCAGCAGCAUGAGCUACAUCUACCAGCAGAGCGACGAGUGGGACUCGCUGCGCAACUUCCUGUGGCACAACAAAUAA
This is a messenger RNA of Thyridium curvatum, 669 nucleotides long. RefSeq lists its product as uncharacterized. The coding region runs from base 1 to 669 and encodes 222 amino acids. Lineage: Eukaryota; Fungi; Ascomycota; Sordariomycetes; Thyridiales; Thyridiaceae. The record is from RefSeq and is a predicted model, not a curated record. The transcript has 4 exons. Gene Ontology annotation, cellular component: peroxisomal membrane.